CCGCAGGCCGUUUAAACUGCAGCGCGGCCCGGGAGCGGCCUCUUUUCGGCUAAGGCUAAAGAAGUGAUUUAGAAGGGAGCCUGGGGCUUGAUUCAAGCAGAGAGAAGGCGUGCGAGAGGAGGAGGUUGGGAAGCAGGAUCUUGGUCCGCCGCUUCCUCUCCUUUUCCGGUUGAAUUCAGGACCUUCCAUGAUGCACCCAUUUGGACAGAACAUACCUGAACUCCAAGGCUUUCGAGGACCAGGAGCAUAAUCUGCCCCCAGUGGCCUGUCUACAGUGAGAAAAAGAGGUUGAACCAACAAAAGGGGUAAAGCCAAUUAGAAGCAAGCGGUCCAAAUCUGUUAGUCCUGAUUCCUCUGUAUGCAGAUUCAAAUUUUUGUGAAACUCAAAGCCAAUCACUAAUCAGAAGGACUAUUCCAAGGCCUUGUGGGAAGGAGUUCUGAUGGCCCUCUGACCUUGCCCGACACCUGCAUUUUAGGAAUACAGCAGCUAACAGUUCCCAGUUGGUGAUGAAUCAACACUCCCAGUCCAAGAAGUCCUUCAGCUGUGAGAAUUGCGGGAAGAGCUUCCGGUGGCCUUCUGACCUUGCUAGACAUGAACUCGCUUGCCGUAGGAGAUUAAGGACAGACAAGAGCAUCCAAUUCCAGAAGUCCUACGUCUGUGAGACAUGUGGGGAAAACAUCCAGUCAUCUACUAACCUUGCUCAUCAUAAAUGCUCUCACAGUGGAGGGAAGAUAAAGACUGACCAGAACACUCCCUCCAAGGCAUCCUACAUCUGUGGUCUAUGUGGGAAGAACUUCCGGUGGCGUUCAGACCUUGCUAGACAUAAACUCCCUUGCCAUAGGAGAACAUUAAGGACAAGCAAGAAGUCCUAUGCCUGUGAGAAGUGUGGGAAAAACUUCCAGUCAUCUACUGUCCUUGCCCAUCAUAAAUGCUCUUGCUGUGGGGAAAAGGUAAAGACUGGCCAGAACAGCCCCUCCAAGGCAUCCCACAUCUGUCGUCUAUGUGGGAGGAGCUUCCGGUGGCCUUCAGACCUUGCUAGACAUGAGCUCGUUUGCCAUAGGAUAAUGUUACAGGCAAGCAAGAGCACCCAGUCCCAGAAGUCCUACGCCUGUGAGAAGUGUGGGAAAAACUUCCAGUCAUCUACUGUCCUUGCUCAUCAUAAACGCUCUUGCUGUGGAGAAAAGGUAAAGACUGGCCAGAACAGCCCCUCCAAGGCAUCCCACAUCUGUGGUCUAUGUGGGAGGAAAUUCCGGUGGCCUUCCGACCUUGCUAGACAUGAGCUCGUUUGCCACAGGAGAAUGUUACGGGCAAGCAUGAGCACCCAGUCCCAGAAGUCCUACGCUUGUGAGAAGUGUGGGAAAAACUUCCACUCAGUUACUAAACUUGCUCAUCAUAAAUACUCUUGCUGUCACGGAAAGGUAAAGACUGGCCAGAACAGCCCCUCCAAGGCAUCCCACAUCUGUGGUCUAUGUGGGAAGAACUUCCGGUGGCCUUCAGACCUUGCUAGACAUGAACUUGCUUGCCACAGGAGAACAUUAAGGACAGGCAAGAGCACCCAGUCCCAAAAGUCCUACGUUUGUGAGAAGUGUGGGAAGAACGUCCAGUCAAUUACUAAACUUGCUCAUCAUAAACACUCUUGCUGUGGAGAAAAGGUAAAGACUGGCCAGAACAGCCCCUCCAAGGCAUCCUACACCAGUUGUCUAUGUGGGAAGAAUUUCCGGUGGCCUUCAGACCUUACUCGACAUGCGAACACUCACUCUGGAAAGGCAUUAACAGAGCAGAGCACAGCCUCCAAGGAGCUUGACAUUUGUGAUCACACUGGGGAAGGCUUUGACAGUCUUGCCCAACAUAAACUCAGUCACCCUAGGGGGGAACAACAGAUUGAAGCACCUGGGCACAACAGCCAGACAACAGAACAGAGCAUCAGUAUCCAUAAGCCCUUUCUUUGUGACCAGUGUGGGCAAGGCUUUCCGUGGCUUUCUGACCUCAUUCAACAUUUGAUUGUUCAUCCUGGAGAGCAACUUUAUGGCUGUGACAUUUCCCACUUGCAACCGAUAAAGAACAAUGAAUCACAUCAGGAACACAAUAAGGAGGAAGGCCAGAGUAAUUGUGAGGAAGAUGUCUCUGUGGAGAACAUCUCUGGAGAGUAUCUGCAACGCCUUUCCCCCCUGUGUUCUGGGGAACCUUGCAAACCUUUAGCCUGUCAGAAAGCCUGUGAGUGUGGCAAAUGCCAUUUUAGAGCACACAGUGACCCUGAAGUGCUUCCACCAAACAUUGUGUGGGAAAUUGGGGUCGAGGGCUUGCCUCAUCCCCUGUUCCAAAAGCAGCCUUCUGAGAGUGGGUACUGUGGGACUGAUGACAACGAUGACAACCCACAGCCCAUCGAGCUGUCUCCCUUCCGUGUUGACAUCAAACCCAGCACUGAGUUGACCCCCAUUUUGAGUUCCCGUGAGGCAGUCUCUGUGGAGUGCACUGUCCCAAGCACCUCAAGGGGUCUACAGAGGAAGGCUUCGACUGAAAGCAUCACCAGUUCUACUGGGCAACCACAAGCUGUGGCCAGUCAACACCCUGAGGUGCCCCGAUUCCUGAGUACUCCAAGCCUGUUGAUGGAGGGAGCUUCCUCACUAGUGGAAGGGGACAAGCCUUAUGCUUGUCCCAAGUGCCCAAAGCGGUUCAGCUUGACUUCAUACCUGUCAAAACACCUGCUCACCCACCGGGCGGGGAAGCCAUAUAAAUGUUCCACCUGCAGUAAGGUCUUUGCCCAGCGUUCGUAUCUGACCAGGCACCAGGAGGUGCACACAGCGAGCUUGGAGCAUGAAUGCCUCAUUUGCGGAAGCUUCUUCACACGGUCUUCGUAUCUCAAGAAGCACAUGCACAGGCACAGAAGGUCAGGCCAGCCCAAAUCUUAGGUGGCAGGUGAUCGUUAAAGGGCAGCAAAUUGACAGUUAAUUAGUACAGCUUUGAAGCUGUGGCAGGCCCCCUUUUGGAGGCACCAGAACAUUUCAGGCCUCCUUUCCUCCUCCUCCUCCUUCUAAGUAUGUGCAUUGUCUUUUUUGUGUGUGCAGUGUGCUAACGCUCUCCCUUCGCUGUUGGUGCAUUGUGAUUGGCUGAGUGGGUCGAAAACACACAUGUCCUGAGCUUGAUUGGGUCAGCUGAGGGUCAAUAGAUAUAUCCUUGUUUUCAUGGCCCUGAAGCUCCCCUGAGGGACAUUAGAGAAACCUCAGACUCAUGCCCAGUAUGUUGGGGUCCUUUACUCUGCCUCCGUCAAACUAGGGAUGAGAUGGAACAGAGGCAAGCAAGCAGCCACUUUGAGGACUGCUUAAGUUAAUUGACUUCAGAUUAAUUGCAUACCACAAAAAACCAAGGAUGCCUUUGUGAGGAUUCUGAAGGCAGGAGACAGCUUAUUUAUUUUAGGUGUGAGAUAACUUGACAGUGUAAAGCAGGGGUCAGCAACCUUUUCCACCUGUGUGCUGGUCCCUCAGACCAUGCGGGGGGGGGGCAGACUAUAUUUUAAA
Molecule: messenger RNA, 3516 nt
Organism: Podarcis muralis (Common wall lizard)
Lineage: Eukaryota; Metazoa; Chordata; Lepidosauria; Squamata; Lacertidae
Source: RefSeq, a predicted model, not a curated record